AUGUCUGGGCGAUCAUCCCGGGACCCGAGCCCGACGGUCACAGCCGACAGCACGGCGGGGCCGGAAUUGGAGUUUGAUGUGGCUGCUCCACGGUCUCCGCCGACCUCUCAGCGCCGUCAAGCCAUUCAGCUCGAUGCCGUUAUUGCGAGGCCCUCCAUUGCGCGGGCGAACCUCGCCGUCUCGACAGCAAAUCCGCAUGGUAGCGUCGACUAUCCCAACCUGAAAGCCCCGGAUCUGAGGGACAAUACUGUCUUGCAGCAGCACGUUCUCUUCUGGGACCGCGACGGAGACGGAGCUAUCUACCCAUGGGACACCUACAAAGGAUUCCGCGAGCUCGGCUUCGGCAUUCCCUUCUCGCUCCUCUCCGUGUUCGUUGUCAACGCCGGUCUGUCGUAUCCCACUCGCCUAGCCCAUUCGUAUGUUCCAGACCCCUGGUUCCGCGUCUAUGUCACGAGCAUCCACAAGGCCAAACAUGGCUCAGACUCGGGAACCUUUGACAACGAGGGGCGCUUUUGCCCGCAGAUGUUUGAGAACAUGUUCUCCAAGUGGGACACGGACGGCGACGGCACCUUGUCGGCCGGCCAGCUGCUAAACAUGAUUGCCGGCCACAGAUUGGCGGUCGAUCCGUUUGGCUGGUUUGCGGGGGUUUUCGAGUUCGGAUCAACAUGGCUUCUGGUGCAGAAGGACGGCCGCGUCUCUAAAGAGGACCUGCGCCAGACGUACGAUGGUUCCAUCUUCUGGCGAAUUCGCGAUGCGAGGCUCCAUGGAAAGGGUUGGCACAAAGGGUUCGGCCUCAGAGACCUUGUCAAAUUAGCUACUUCCACCAUCGCCACGGCAGCAAUGCCAAAUGCACCCAAGCACUACCUGCAGGCGACGUAG
This is a messenger RNA of Lasiosphaeria miniovina, 879 nucleotides long. RefSeq names its product Caleosin related protein-domain-containing protein. The transcript is spliced from 6 exons. The record is from RefSeq and is a predicted model, not a curated record. NCBI's taxonomy places the organism in Eukaryota, Fungi, Ascomycota, Sordariomycetes, Sordariales, Lasiosphaeriaceae. Gene Ontology annotation, molecular function: calcium ion binding; monooxygenase activity. Bases 1 to 879 code for a protein of 292 amino acids.